AUGCCGAGAAAGUUGGAUAAUGUUUCUCGCAUGGUGCGAGGUCACAUUGGGAUGUCCAUGAACCGGCUCAAUUUAUUCAACCUCCAAAGGAAGGUUCCUUUGAAUUAUGUUGGGAAAACUCUUUAUCAACAGAAAUGGGCUGCUAAAUCAGAAACCAGAGCAUAUCAUGGAGAACAUUUGAAGGAAAAGAGGUUUAAAAAAGUUUUAUUUGAACCCGAAUUAAAGACUUAUUCACAGCUUGAUUCGUCGCUAAAGUCUCAAGAAAUCGCACCUACGCCCAUCACCUUGCAAACAUAUGCCACAUUGGAGAAGAGGCUUGAAUUUGCUUUAUUCAGAAGUAUGUUUGCUUCAUCGGUUAGGCAGGCAAGACAAUUUAUUAUGGGAGGAUAUGUAAAGGUUAAUGGAGUGGUGAUAAAGCACCCAUCCUUCCCGUUGAAGAGUGGGGAUGUUUUUUCAGUUGAUCCUGAGAGAGUCCUAUAUGCUUUGGGCAAGACAAAACCAAGCUUGAGUAAAGCAAUAGAUACUGACAAUAAACAAAUAAGAUAUUGGAAUCAUUACGUCAAAGUGGCUAAGAAAAAUCCUCAAAAAGUGUGGGAAAUGCAACAAAACAAGCCCGAGUCUUUAAAUUCCAUCGCCAACAUUGAAGCAAGGAAGAGACUACAAGAUAAACAACAUAAUGGUGAAAGCUUGAUGAAAGCACAACAACAAAAUGUUAGUAGAAAGUCCAUAUUGAGUGAUAUUAUCAAAUUGGGUAACGCAGCAAGUGCGAAUAUUGGUUUAAAUACUUUUGAGAAAUAUGGAGAAAAGCUCGCUAGGGGAAAGUGUUUGCAAGUUUAUGAAUCCUUGGCCCUGCAAAAGUCAAAUCUUUUGGAUGAUCACUCUCCGAAAUCCUUAGACAUUUAUUUUUCAAAGGAUACAGAGAGAACACCAGAGGAGAAGACCCUGUUGAGACAUGUGAACAAUUUGUUAAGAGAAUUGGAAAAAAGCGAAUGGGAGAGAAUACGUUUGGAAUUCGAAAACUUGGGCACUGGAGCUACAUUUUAUGAUCCAUCUUAUGCUGAAAAAUUAAACUUUAUAAAGUCUUUAAAUAAGGAAGAAAUUUUGGAAGAUGAGACAAAAGCAAAGGUUUUGUUGCCAUGGCAAAGACAUUUAUUUGGUCGUCAGGAUGCUUCGAAACCUUAUUUUACUCCAUGGACACCCAGACCUUUCCUCGGAGCGUUUGCAAUCUUACCAUCACAUAUUGAAAUUUCGUUUGACACCUGUCAUGCUGUUUAUUUAAGAGACCCUGUUGCAAGACCGGGCCAUUCUGAAGUCAUUUCUCCAUUCCCAGAACACGUUCAUGAAAGAGCCUACAUGUAUUACAUCAAAAAGGGGAUGUCUUAG
This is a messenger RNA of Lodderomyces orthopsilosis Co 90-125, 1383 nucleotides long. Its product is annotated as mitochondrial 37S ribosomal protein uS4m. The transcript has a single exon. Lineage: Eukaryota; Fungi; Ascomycota; Pichiomycetes; Serinales; Debaryomycetaceae. Gene Ontology annotation, molecular function: rRNA binding; structural constituent of ribosome. Gene Ontology annotation, cellular component: mitochondrial small ribosomal subunit. The record is from RefSeq and is a predicted model, not a curated record. Gene Ontology annotation, biological process: positive regulation of translational fidelity. The coding region runs from base 1 to 1383 and encodes 460 amino acids.